Messenger RNA from Aaosphaeria arxii CBS 175.79, 327 nucleotides. RefSeq lists its product as uncharacterized. The transcript has a single exon. The record is from RefSeq and is a predicted model, not a curated record. The annotation marks the transcript as partial. Lineage: Eukaryota; Fungi; Ascomycota; Dothideomycetes; Pleosporales.
GAGAAAAAAGCAUUAUUGGCGUGCAUCGAAGAGCCCGUGGCCGACCCAGACCCCAGGAAGGAGAUAGAGCCCGAGCCCGUAGAGGCAGCCAUUUGGAAGGCCACCGACCAGAUGAUCCGGUUCAGCCAGAGGACGGUGGUGGGUCGGUGUGGAAUAUUCGUACGCAUGGAGGCCAUCCGAACGGAGAAGCACCAGACGAGGUAUCAGCCAUUGCAGGGAUACAUGGACGAGAAGACGAUUGUCAAGCAUUCGCGGGCGUGGAAGCAGAUUAUGAUGUUUUUUGCACGUACACAGCGAGAGCACGAAUGGACGAGUCCAGCGUAUCGA